GUACUCAGUAGAUUAGCUUGACCUGCCUAUCCACCAUUCAGUCUGUGCAUUUUCUUUCCUCUGUUCUCUUUUAAAGAUUGGAUGAGGUGGGCCUCAUACACAUCUUCGCCUUGGACCCCAAUUUGCUAAAUCCGCCACUGCUCAUAACGUCAUAUUGGGAAGAAAUCGUUGUCACUGGAACUGACUGGUUCCGAUCCUGGCCCGUCCUUCAGCAGUCAGUCCCCCAUUGUGAGGGAUAAGAACGGCAGCGACGAUGUGGAUGAAGAUGGAGAGAACCUCGUCAGAGAGGAUCCAUCCGCCAAGAUUCAGUGUUGUAGAAAAACACACAUUGCGACGCUACAUGCGCCAGUGCCUCUUUCUCCUGUACGGUGCCAUGUUUGUGGUGCUGUUAUUGAAGGUCUACUACCCUGUGUCAUUACCAUCACCAAACUGCUCCCAACUCCUGGAACCCAUCCCUACUAAGAAAAUCCUUAAACUGCUCUUUGCUGGGACAUGGAUCCUGCAGGAGGCGUACUCUAUUGACUCCAUUGAUCUGUAUGCCCUGACCCACGCCAAGAGUUCAUGGGCAAAGUUCACCUGGGGGCCCAACGGCACCAUCCACCUGGACAUGGGCCACCUGCUGAGUGUCCCGAACAGGACAAUGUGGUGUGUCCACCACCACUUCAACGGCAUUGUACUUGGCAAAAACACACUUCACCUCCAUCUGCCUAAUUUCGGGGCGUCAGCGAAGUUCCAAUUCCUCAAGGCCUGCAAUGAGUGUCUGGUCAUGACGGCUAAAGCACAUGUGCCUCGAUAUGGUGCUCUGGACUACCUGUUUACCUAUGGUCUAUAUUCAGAUUUACACGAGUAUUACAUCCGACCAACCAGACUGCAGGCCUCCUGCAAGGGCCUGGUGACCCCGCCCCCUUUCAAGUAUCAUGGAGCAGAACUCUGCCUUAAUGACACAAAUGAGAGCAAUUAUCAAAGUCCCGAAACGCGUGACCAAAACUUGACAACUUGCAUCUUUUAAUCCAUGGCAAUAUGUUGAUUGUGUCAAUACCUGUAACAUCCUGUAACAAUAUACAAACUGUUCAUAUUGUAUAUUAAUGAUAUUUGUAAUGUUUCAAAUGUCUUGAGGUUGGUUUUGUUUGCUGAUGACACUAAUAUUUUCUGUUCUGGGGAGAAUUUAAAACAACUAGAAAAAAUCAUCACUAAGGAAAUGAGCAAAAUAAAAACAUGGUUUGAUACAAACAAACUAUCAUUAAACUUAAGCAAAACAAAAUUAAUGUUAUUUGGUAACUGCAGAAAAAACACAGAAAUACAUAUAAAUAUAAAUGGAGUUGAAAUUGAAAGAGUUUACGAAAAUACAUUUCUUGGGAUUAUAAUCGACGAACGAUUCAGUUGGAAAUCACACAUUACACACGUACAAUCAAAACUAUCAAGAAGCAUUUAUGUAUUAAACAAAGUAAAAUUGGUUCUAGAUCAAAAAUCACUCCGUAUUCUCUACUGUUCACUAGUCUUACCAUACCUCAAUUACUGUACGGAAGUCUGGGGCAACACGUACAAAACUUCAUUACAUUCACUUACUAUUCUCCAAAAAAAAGCCAUUCGCAUUAUUCACAAUGUGAGAUAUCUGGAUCACACUAACCCACUAUUCAUACGGUCAAAAUUAUUAAAAUUCACAGAUCUGGUGGAAUUUCAAACCACACAGAUAAUGUUUAAGGCUAAAAUCAACAUAUUACCCUUAAACAUACAAAAAUUAUUCAGUGAUCGUGAGGGGGGUUAUAAUUUAAGGGGAAAAUUACAUUUCAAAGUGAACGGCGUCCGUACGACCAGGAAAAUGUUUUGUAUUUCAAUAUGUGGUGUAAGACUGUGGAACAGUUUGAGUGGGGAGAUCAAGGAAUGUCCAAACAUUAAUCAGUUUAAAAUAAAAUACAAAGAAUUGAUUUUUACAAGGUACAGGGAUGAAGAAGGUGUCUAACAUAGUGUAUAUGUUUUCAUGUAUGUAUAUAUUGGACAAUCACUUUAGAAUAUUGAAUGUUUAAUUAGAUAUUAUUAAAAGAUAACUUGACAAUAUUAUUAGAUAAAUACGCAGGUAGUAAUGAAUUGUAUCAUAUUGUAAACUAAUGUAUAUUAAUAUACAAUUAUUUAAACUAAUGUAUAUUAAUAUACAAUUAUUUUUUGAUGAUUAUUAUAUAAGGAAGCUAAUCAUUAUAGAUUAAUAAAUUAGGAAGAAGGGGUGAGAUUAAAUAAGUUUUCUUCUUCUCACCCCUUUUCGAACAGGUAAAGCAAGUGUAAGACAGUUUCUUCUUUUGUGGUUUUCAUUGUGUGUAAACAUUACUUUAUUGUAACUGUCCACUUGUUUCAUUUAUUUGAUUGUUUAUUAUUAUUAUUUUUUAUUAUUAUUUACUUGUUUGAAAUAAAAACUUUUUCAAUUCAA
This is a messenger RNA of Gadus macrocephalus (Pacific cod), 2419 nucleotides long. RefSeq lists its product as uncharacterized. The record is from RefSeq and is a predicted model, not a curated record. NCBI's taxonomy places the organism in Eukaryota, Metazoa, Chordata, Actinopteri, Gadiformes, Gadidae. The coding region runs from base 254 to 1009 and encodes 251 amino acids. The transcript is spliced from 7 exons.